Messenger RNA from Amorphotheca resinae ATCC 22711, 1350 nucleotides. RefSeq lists its product as hypothetical. The coding region runs from base 1 to 1350 and encodes 449 amino acids. Gene Ontology annotation, cellular component: cytoplasm. Gene Ontology annotation, molecular function: saccharopine dehydrogenase activity. Lineage: Eukaryota; Fungi; Ascomycota; Leotiomycetes; Helotiales; Amorphothecaceae. The transcript has 12 exons. The record is from RefSeq and is a predicted model, not a curated record.
AUGGCUGACAAAAGUUUCAGCAAAGUUCUCAUGCUGGGCGCUGGCUUCGUUACCCGCCCCACUCUUGACCUCCUCAGUGAUUCUGGCAUUGAAGUCUCUGUUGCUUGCAGAACUCUCGAGAGUGCCAAGAAGCUUUCAGAAGGUGUGAAGCUCGCACGACCAAUUGCCCUCGAUGUCACCGAUGAGAAGGCUCUCGACGCUGAGGUUGCCAAGCACGAUCUGGUCAUUAGUCUGAUCCCAUACACCCUCCACGCUACUGUCAUCAAGUCUGCGAUCAGACAGAAGAAGCAUGUUGUCACCACCAGCUAUGUCUCACCAGCCAUGAUGGAGCUUGAUCAACAAUGCAAGGACGCAGGAAUUACAGUCAUGAAUGAGAUUGGCCUUGACCCCGGAAUUGAUCACUUGUACGCAAUCAAGACCAUUGAAGACGUCCACAAAGCAGGAGGAAAGAUCACAUCAUUCUUGUCAUACUGUGGAGGUCUACCAGCACCAGAGAACUCUGGAAACCCAUUGGGAUACAAGUUCUCAUGGUCAUCCCGUGGUGUUUUGCUUGCGUUGAGAAACGCUGCAAGCUUUUAUCAAGAUGGCAAGAUUGUCAAUGUGGCAGGCCCAGAUUUGAUGGCCACUGCUAAGCCAUACCACAUCUACCCAGGAUUUGCUUUCGUUGCAUACCCUAACAGAGACUCCACCCCAUACAAGGAGCGCUACAACAUCCCAGAGGCGCAAACUAUCAUCAGAGGUACUCUAAGAUACGCAGGCUUCCCAGAAUUCGUCAAGGUUCUUGUCGAUAUGGGAUUCCUUAGUGACGAGGAGCAAAGCUGCUUGAAGGAACCGAUCCCCUGGAAGGAGGCCACGCAGAAGAUCCUCGGUGCUUCGUCAUCGAGCGAGAAGGACCUCACCUGGGCUAUCUCCUCCAAGGCCACCUUCAAGGACAACGAGCAAAAGGAGCGGCUCUUGGCCGGCCUCAAAUGGCUUGGAAUUUUCUCUGACGAGAAAAUCACCCCGAGAGGAAACCCACUUGAUACCCUUUGCGCCACCCUCGAGAAGAAGAUGCAAUUCGGCGAGGGUGAACGCGAUCUCGUGAUGCUGCAACACAAGUUUGAGGUUGAACUGAAGGACGGAACCAAGCAGACCAGACUUUCAACUCUCUGCGAGUAUGGUAACCCGGCUGGAUACUCGGCCAUGGCUAAGCUUGUUGGCGUCCCAUGCGGUGUUGCCGUCAAGCAAGUUCUGGAUGGAACCAUCUCUGAGAAGGGUGUUCUCGCACCGAUGAACAGCAAGAUCAACGAUCCCCUGAUGAAGGAGCUCAAGAAAUACGGCAUUUACUGCGUCGAGGAGAUCAUCGCAUAG